Messenger RNA from Hymenoscyphus albidus, 466 nucleotides. NCBI's taxonomy places the organism in Eukaryota, Fungi, Ascomycota, Leotiomycetes, Helotiales, Helotiaceae. The record is from the annotation of a GenBank genome assembly.
AUGGCUCUGGGACGAAAUCUGAGAAGGCUUGAUCAAUAUUGGGGGCACGGUAUAUCAUGUUCCUUUACCUUUUCAGAACCUAUUACUAACAUUUUCCCAGCUCGAGAAUCUGAAGAAUACAUCUGUAGAACCACAGAAUUUUCCCCCAGCGACAAAAGAACACGAUGAAGUCGGCGAUUCUGCGCCUAAUGGGUGGCUCUGGAACGAGAUUAGAGGUGGUUUGGUCAAUGUCGAGGGACAUGUAUGUAUUCCUUGACCUCUAUCUACGUUUUGCGUGCAUUUGGCUAACAGAUAUGAAAAUAGUUGGUUGAUGCCCACGAUAUCGUGGAAAUUAACAUCGAUUGGAAGGAGAGGUAAUCUAUUCGAAUAAGAUAAAUCUGAAACUUAAGGAUGAGUAAUGUUGUUCUUUUAGCAUAAAGCCUAAGACAAUUAGGUCUACAAAGGUUCUAAAAGGAGAUAAAGCCAG